Molecule: messenger RNA, 897 nt
Organism: Haemonchus placei
Lineage: Eukaryota; Metazoa; Nematoda; Chromadorea; Rhabditida; Trichostrongylidae
Source: the annotation of a GenBank genome assembly
AUGGGUCUAGUAAAGGUCGUUAAGAACAAGGCUUACUUCAAGCGGUAUCAGGUGAAGUUAAAGCGAAGACGACAAGGAAAGACCGACUACUAUGCACGAAAGAGGCUUACUGUACAGGACAAGAACAAGUACAACACGCCUAAGUACCGUCUAAUUGUGCGUUUCACAAACAAGGAUGUUAUUGCACAGAUUGCGUACUCGAAAAUUGAAGGAGACGUCAUCGUAGCUUCAGCCUACUCGCACGAGCUUCCAGCCUUCGGCAUCAAGGUUGGUCUUACCAAUUACGCUGCUGGAUACGCCACAGGCUUGUUGCUUGCCCGCCGUCACUUGAAGAACCUCCAGCUGGACCAGACGUUUAAGGGUCAAGAAGAUGUCAACGGUGAAUUCUACACCGUUGAGAGCGAGGGAGGUCGUAAUCCAUUCAAAGCUGUGCUCGACGUUGGAUUGGCUCGUACCACCACCGGAUGCAAGGUCUUUGCUGUUAUGAAGGGAGUUGCUGAUGGUGGAAUCGAAGUUCCUCACAGUGAGAACAGAUUCUUCGGUUACGAUUCUGAAUCCAAGAAGUACGAUGCCGAGGCCCACCGUGAUCGCAUUUUCGGAAAGCACGUCGCCGAGUACAUGCGUACACUCAAGGAGGAGGAUGAGGAUGCCUACAAGAGGCAGUUCUCUCAGUUCAUCGCCAAUGGAAUAACUGCUGAUAACUUGGAAGAGAUGUACAAAAAGGGACACGAAGCCAUCCGCGCCAACCCGGACCGUAAAACGAAGCCAGCCAAGAAGCCUACAGGAGAGCCUAAAAGAUUUACCGCUAAGAAGAUCAGUUUGGAAAAGAGAAAAGAACGUAUCGCUGAGAAGAAGGCUUUAUUGCUUCAACUAAAGGCCCAACAAGAAGCAAUGUAA